CUGUGAAGAUUGUAAACAUACGAACUUUACUUCGUGUUUGGGUGGUGUUUUCGAUGUGUCACAAAAUAUUUUUUUAAUUUUUCUUGAUGGGGCAGUCUAAUAGCACCGACAGCGUUAUUCCACAGACGGUGGAAAACCUUCAUGACGACAUUUGCCGACAAGCAAGAUUACUUUCUGAAAUUGCUGCGCUUUCAUACGAUGAUCUGCAAGAGUGCAUUAAACAACUGAAUCAGCUAUGCAGUCACUGUGCUGAUAGAGAUGGCAAACAGUUACUCUUUCUUGUAAAGAAAGGGACUGACUCAACGUUAUUAUGGAAGGGAACUGUUAAAAUAUUGUGUGUAAAAUUUGACCCUUCUACAAAACAAAUCGAAGGGCAUAGGCUCUUCAGCCUCGGUGACUUUUUGAAAGUUUGCCGGUCUCUACAGAGUCAACUGCUAGUAGCAGAGCAAAGCAGUGAUUGUGCAACCAACCAGCCAGUGACUGGAAUGGAAGUUAACAUAAGCCAGCAUAAUGGCAGUACCUCUAAUACCUUUGAAAGCUCAGCAUUAAUGUCAGAGUCACAUAGUUUGCCUACUCAGAGGUUAAUUAACACAUCCAUGAUACUGGAGGAGAGAGCCACACUUACAAGUGGUGCUAAUGAUUGCUGCAUUUGUUUGGAGAGAAAACCAGAUAUAGUUUUGCCAUGCACUCACAGCUACUGUGUGGUUUGUAUAGAACAGUGGAAUGUAAAUCACAAGACAUGCCCCAUAUGUCGUGAAGCGUGUGAAAGUACUGAUGACAGCUGGGUUAUUUCUGAAGUACCAGGAGCCCAUGAAAUAAAUGAAGCAAUAUGUUCAGCUCUCAUGGGAUUGCCCUCAACAUCAGGCACUCCAAAGUGAUGCCUCUGACUGUCCAGCACUAUCAUGUCAUAGUUAUGAAAUAAAAUGCAGACAGAAUACACCUGCACGUCUGUUACACGUUUUAUGUGUAAGAAUGAUAGAUAUGGUUUCAUGACCAUGAAUGGUAUGGCCAGCUAGUAGAAAUGGAAUAAUUUUAACAGGUAACUCUUGUUAUAUUUGACACACAUACAAAUUUGUAAAAUCGUGUUACAGAAACCCAAAUCUGAAGUGAAAAGUAAAAUUAUAAUUAAUCACUUCUGCAUAUGUAUGUACUGCAGAUCCCAAGCUAUUUGAAAAUUCUUAGAAAAAUUGUCAUGGAAAAGUGAAGAGAAACUCACUCAUUGGUGUAAAUAUUGUGAAUUUUCGGAUUAUAAAUUAUUUUGACGUCAUACAUGUAUUGAAGAAACUACACAAGGGAUAAAAAAUUAUUCCAUUUUACAUUCAAUGUUUUAAUUUUGUUUCAUUAUAUUCAUUAUUUGCCAUAAACUUUUACCCCCAGCAGUAAUAUUAUUUACCAUUUUUCUUUAUUCCUCACAUUUUCUUUGCCCUUCCUUUUUUCCUUGUAGUGACUGUUGUGGUAGCGGUUUGCAAGUGUGUUGAGUUUCCAGAUUGUGAGUCAUGACUAUAUGUAAGAAAUCAGUAUUAAAAAUAUAUAUAUUAUUGUGAUAUACCCAACACUGACAAUGUAGUGGAUUUGUCAUUUGGUGGAACAGAUUAUUUCUUGCCCACUGUUAAUGAGAUAAAUAAGUGACACGAAUAAAUUGUAUCACUGACUGUUCAUCAAGAAUUUUGCAUAUGUUUGUACAAACCUUCUAUUGUAACUCCCAUUUAGUGAUGAAAUUGGACAUCAUUAUAAAAUUUACAUAAAUAUGUAAAAGUGUUCAAAGUAGGGUUUUCUUGAAUGAGAUUUUCACCCUGCAGCGGAGUGUGCGCUGAUAGGGUUUUCUUCCUUUCCUUCUAAUGUAACUUAUGAACUUACAAGUUAUUUAUGGUUAUGAUGAAUAUAUGUAUUUUUGAGAGUACAUCACUUUAGUCGGGUUUAAACAAACAUUUAUCUUUCUGUGUAUGGUAAACAGGAACACUAAUGAUAAAUUUUGUGAAACAGGGAGGUUGCUAACAGUAAUUUUCAGAGUUUGUAUGCUGCUACCUGUUCACAAGAAAAUAUUCUAAAUACAAUCAUAUUUGUUCGGAAAAUAGAUAUGUUUAGUAGUAGUUCUUAAGAGGCUUCACUAAAGUAUUGAACAGGGAAGGCACAAGAGUGCGGUCGAUGAAGAAAGUACCAGUAUCCCCUUGCCCUCCUCUUUCCCCUCACCCUCCUAUUUCUCCUUGCACUCCUCUUUCCCCUUGCCCUCCUCCUACUGCCUCUUGCCCUCCUCAUUUCAGUCUGUCUGUCCCUAUAAGACAAUCAAUUUUGCAUUUUGUUAUUGUAUUAGUUAGUAUCACAGCUAUGAUGUAUUUGCCCUGACAUGACUAUUUGCUGUAAUUGACGUGUAACAUUAUAAUCAUUCUCACCACUGCCACAGCUGUGUGAGCUGGGGAAAGGGGGGGGGAGGGUGAGAGAGAGAGAGAGAGAGAGAGAGAGAGAGAGAGAGAGAGAGAGAGAGAGAGAGAGAGAGAGACUAAAUUGAAAAUGCAAUUAAUAAAUGUCUGAUUUGCCAUCAGAAAAUUCACAGAAGCAUUAGUGUAUGAUCUUAGGGCACUCUUGAAUGGUAUAUAUUAUCUACUUCUCUAUUCUAAAUUUGCAAUUUGCUGAGAAAGUUCCAUCAUUUAUGCAGUUUAUUUAUAAAUUUCCUGUUUUCUUAACUGAUUGUGGUAUCUGCUAUGGUGACACAAUAUUAAGGAACAUGCACUCCGGGUGACUGAAAGGGCCUUAGCCAUCAGCACUUUCAAGUCUUAUUAAAGUUUAAAUCUUAACUCCAUUGGUGUUCAGCUGUUAUGAGAGAUGGCUAUGUCAAAUAAAUUCACCUUCAUGACUUGAUGCUCUAGAAGGGCUUUGUGGCCCAAGAGUUUUGGCACCACCCCCUCACCCGCAUGACAUUGUCCCCAUCCUCAUCCUCCAAGUGCAUUUUUCACAGUAAAUGACAGGUGGUCACAUGGUGACUGAGGACACUUAUAAAUUGUGUGUCAGUUGAUUUUGUAUUGUCAGUAAUGGUGUGCAUUGAGUCAUGAGGGAUGCUAGUUUUGCUAUUUAUACUAUUCUCAUGCUUUCAGGAAUUGUGACAUUGAGAAUUCUAAUAAUAUGGUAUAUUGAGAUUGAUGACAUCUGCCCACUUUGUGUGUUGUGGAAUAACAAGAUGUUCCUUACUAAAAAUAAGCAAUAUACACACAGGAAUAGAAGCUUCUGUAUCCUCCUCCUGAAGAAAAUAGACUGGCGAGGUUUAGGAAAUGGAGUGAGUUACAGAAAGUCGUCCCUUUGAAAACAUGAGAGUUUAUAGGUGGAAUAUAGGAGAAACCUAAUAAACAGUAUUCUGUUGAAGGUCAUGAAAGUCAUGACCUCAAUGCCUGUUCCACCACAUGUGCCAUCUCAUUCUUGCCCAGCCCCCAACACCAGUUUCCUGAACUCCACAGGUAGGAACUGGCGUUAUAACAAGUAAUUAGUCCUCACCAGCCACAUGGCCUUAAUUUCUGUUAAUUUCUUUGGUCUCAGAAUUUCUUCUCAGUAAGUAUUCCUUUCUUCACUACCUUUUAGUUUUGCUUUCUGCUCUUAUUAACUCUUGCACAAUGUUUUGUCAGUAGUUUCUAUCUUGCUUAUUAUCCUAUCUUCCACCUUCAGGCUCUUUCAAAUCUCGUCUGGUGCAGUCUCCAACAAUCAGUCUUUCCUUGUGAUCCAUCCAAUAAGUCUCCCCUGACCCCAAGUUGUGGGUGAAUUUUCCAAAAUUCUCAUCAUUUCCUAAACCUCGCCUGUUCUUUUUCUUCAUACCUCUUACAUCCUCUUCCACUCUUUCGCCAGAAAAAGAAUAAGAAGAAGAAGAAGCCACUGGUUGCAAAAGCUUGUACAUUUCCUUAACUUUUGUAUGCAUUCACUCCUGGCCCCACUUGCUGAGUAUUUUUUUAUUUAUUUAUUUUUAUCUGUCCAAUUAUAUUUUCAAAAAAUGACUUUUUUUAUGCACGCAUGCACACAUGUACACGCACGCGUGCGCGCGCACACACACACACACACACACACACACACACACACACACACACACACACACACACACACACACACACACUUUUCUUGUCAUGCCCUGAACUAAAGAAUAUUUUGCCCCGCUAUCUACAUACACACUUAUGUGUAUCUUCUGCAAGCUGCUGUAUGCUAGAGGAAAUUACUGAAUUUCUGUCCUGUUUUAUUCACACAUGGAGCAUUAUGGAAAUGACUGACUGUAUGAUUCAGUAGAAGGCUUAUAGUCGUCGCAUACAGGUUUCCUAAAUUUAUAGAUACAGGCAAGACUCUUUGAACAUCUCAUUUUACAGUUUCAUAUCGUCUGUACUAACCUGUUACUUAUUACAAUCCUAGCAGUAUGACCGAAUUCAUUUGCCUACAUGAUAAGAACUCCAGAAAUUUAGGUGCCUCUUUCCUACUACUAAGUUCUCAUGUUCAUUUUGUAUCACUAUUUUAUAUUAUCUUCCAGUAUUCAAUGUGACAGACUCCAGUAAUUUACCAUUAAACUUAUAAUCAGACACCACAGUUAGAGAUCUUUGUAAUUCAUCACACAAACAGAAAUACUGUGUGAAUUUGCUUACAAACAGCCAGUAAUGACUCUUUCUGUAGACAGCAGUAUCAUCAGUGAACAAUCUUAGUGUGUCUGCAAAAUCAUUAACUAAUAUUAGAAACUUAAGAGCUGAUCCUUCAGAAUUUCGAGGGAAAAUUUAUGGCUUACAAGUUUUGGAUUUGGAGCUGAUUUUCUCUUUAUAUGAUACUACAAGAAGUUCACUUUCCUUUGUCAGGAGUUGGCAUAGAUUUUGUUGCUGAUUGGUUGGACUCCAACCAUAGAAAGCAAUGAGAUCUGUGCUCACCACAUGAUAAAGACAACUACGGAAGUUGUUGCAAUAUCGUGUAAAGAGAAAGUGACCAUGACUGCAAAUGCUGAAACUACUAAAACCAACACUAGAGAUGCCCUGUUGUUUCCUGACAGUGUGGCCUCCUGUGUAAUGUGCUGGGUUCUGUUAGUUAAAAACUGUCUGGGAGUAGUGUGCUGACCAAAACACCCCUCCAUACCAUAUCCAGAUGCUGCCUCUGGUUGAGAAUGAAAUAGUGGUCAGUCAGUCCUGACAGGCUCAUCUGAGGCCAAAGUGAUGGAACUUUGCUUGAUUUUUUGUGUUUGUUAAACUAGGUCCCGUAGUGCUCAGAGCCUUUUUGUUUGUUAAACACUGCUCAAGCCAGUCACAUAUCUGUAGAUAUGUGGUCAUAUUUUGGCUAUCAGUCAACUGUGUACAAGUGUGAUAGAUGCCUAUUGGAAAUUCAGAGAAAAAGAACGAUAUCUGUUCAUCUGUGUUUACAUCUAUUAUUUGUGAGACACUUGUGUGUGUGAAAAAAAUGUUUCCUUUCACAAAAGUAGUUUUACCUAAAACAUUUCCAUUUCUUUGUAAAACACUAGUUUUGCACCAGGAACACUAUAAAUUUACAGCCUUGAAUCUGCUAUAUCUACUAUAUAGAAUCGUGCAACAGACAGAAUUCUCUCACCUAGCACACACAAGUCCUUGCCCAUUCCUUUGCCACUUUUGCACCCAACAACCCCUGUCCCAUUUGGCACAUUGGUGUGAAAGAUGCAAGUAUAUGAUAUGUGUCAUACAUUUUCUGACUAUGUCCUAUUGAAGUCCUCUCACUGACAUUUCCUACCAUAUUGGAACCAUGGCCAAUAGCCACCUGGGAGAACAGCAUUAUCGUAUACCAACUUCACUGCAAAUGCUGUAUAGUGUUUCAUGUUGAUGUGCUCACAAAAAAAUUAUCCAACCAGAUAAAUGUCUACCUCCAAACUUUAGGCAAGGAACAACACACCCAGUGAGGUUGCUGCUGAACAUAAUUUGGGUGCUUUGUGACUCAUUCAUCUGGUUAUGGCAGUAACUGAAGUGGAUAUAUGAAGAUUUAUAACAUUUUGGCAGGAGUGUGAAGUUGAGGCUUCAUUAUGAGGUAUGUUAUUGGAGAGUUACCGAUACAGAAGCAUACGGGCCAGGUCAAAAUAAUCUUUUAAAAAAAAAUUAUCCCAAGAAAAUAAAUCUGCUAGUGUAGUGUACCACACAGAGUAAUAGUUUGCAAGAAAUGAAAGUGAACCAGGCCUUAUGGUAUAUCUCAUUAUUAAUCUUGUAUGCCAACCAGGUUUAAUGUGGAUUUUAGGAAGUUUCUUAUACACAAUAACACAAAUUCUGACCUCAUUCAUUGUCUCAGGACCAAAACACACAAAAAGUCACCAUGUGCAAACACACAGAAUUUACAAAAUUUGCAAACAGAUAGCAUAUUUGCCUGUAGUUCAUUUAGGGUGAGGGAGAUGAUGUAGCUUCAGCAAGUACUACCAACGCGCGCUAGGACCACAUUGAAUAAUGAUUCACCAGGUCUGUAACCUGCGAUGAAAGCUCGGAGAGGGAAAUAAAAUUCCAAGAAAAAAGAAGCCAAAAGAAAGUAAUGUGUGAAAAGAAUAAAGAAUCCAGUACUAGGACCAGAUUUCAAGGAGUUGGUCUCUGGCAGUAAGACUCAGUUGUGACUUGUUUAAUUCAAAACAUUGGAUUUUAGUUUCAAAACUUUGUGAAACAAACCAUUAAGAACAACAUUAAUAUGAGAAAUACCACAGAAUCAAAUAUCCCUCUUAUAUAAAUCAUCUGCAGAUAUUAUUUCUGAAAAAAUAAGAGUAAAAAUUUAGUAAUCCUGCAAAAUGGUAUGAUAUGCUUUAGAAAAAAGUAGGUUAACGUUUUACCCAAGCAGUAUCUAUCUAAAUGAAAUCUAGAAUCAGAACAUGUAUAAUGGGACAAAGUCCAUAGAAGAGUGUCAUUAGAACAAAAUUAAUUAUUAUUAUUUUUUAUUAUUGUUGUUAUUGCAAUUAUUUCAAUCUUCUGGCACAUGAAUUAUCAUCAUUCAUCUUGCUUCCCAAUACAGUGUUGCUAAAUCUGAAUUACAAUCACUUAAUCUUGUACACUCUUUUAAAUGUUCUUUGUUCAACAUCAAACCAAUCUUGUGACACAGAACACAUUCUGGAGACAACAGGAUGCAGAUCUUAUAAGGUGGGCAGACAGUGAAUCAUGUCCAGUAAUCAAUCUGAAUAUGGCUACGGCUUAUCUUCUUUUUCCAUCAGGAACUACUGAGUCACCUGUACAGUUCUUCCAGAUCUUUCCCUCCCAAGAAAUUUUAUUGGAUGAUUUUAAUUCUUCUUAAAAUAUGUUGUUUAACUAUGUAUUUCACUGAAAAAUAUGACAUGUUAGUUUUUUCCCAUCUGUUUAAUUUUUGUGCCCUUUUGGCUUGAAAAUCUAAGCUACAGUGAGAAGGUUACAAGAAUUGCAAUUGGCUUGUUCUUCUGUUAUAGUGAUUUAAUUACUUCUUGGAUUUCUUUAGAUUGAAUGUUUUUUGGAUCUAGUGUGUCAACAACUGCUUAUAUUGCUACUCUGCAAUCACAAACUAUAACUGAUUUGUUGAAUGUGUAUAAAAAGUUGUUUAGCUGUAUUAUUGCGGUUCUGAUGGCUUCAACUUCACCUUCAAAAUUCAAGUGAUUUGGUCCUAAAGUUUGACACAAAGAGAGAAUUUUUCUUUAUCCUCGAACACCUACAUUUCUCUCUCUUCUCCAUUAACAAGCCAUCUGUGUAGAUGUGGACCCACUGAUUUUCAGGUAUUUCAGAUUUAUUGUGUUUUAUCUCUCAUUAUUAAUUUAUCUGUUUCACGUUUUGAUAACUAUCCAUUAUAUUUAAUUUGUAUUGUAAUUGAGAAACAUAGUUGAAAGGAAUGGGAAAACAAAUUCUCUAGCAACAACUUGCAAUUAUUUAUACUGUGAUCUCAUGUCUUUCACGUUUUGGAUGAAGCCAGCCUGUGUUUUCAACAGUAUUUUAUUUUUGUUAAAUGGAUUUCCACAUUGUAGUCAUUUAGUAGGGUUGGUAUACAAAUCAGUUUCUCAUACUGAAACUGUGCUAACCUCUGAAUACUUACUUCAGUAGUUUCUAAUCCAUUUAAAAAUCUCUAGGAUACUAAAUAUGUUGAUUUUACUUGAUGAUUUGUCUUUGUCUCAGUAUUGUGCUCUUCCACAGAUCACCGAGCGAGGUGGCGCAGUGGUUAGACACUGGACUCGCAUUCGGGAGGACGACGGUUCAAUCCCGCGUCCGGCCAUCCUGAUUUAGGUUUUCCGUGAUUUCCCUAAAUCGCUCCAGGCAAAUGCCGGGAUGGUUCCUUUCAAAGGGCACGGCAGACUUCCUUCCCCGUCCUUCCCUAAUCCGAUGAGACCGAUGACCUCGCUGUCUGGUCUCCUUCCCCAAAACAACCAUCUUCCACAGAUCCAAAUGGAGGACUGUUUUAACCCCGGAUAAAUUUGUUUUGAGACAUAAUGUAAACUGCCUCUGUCUGCUUUAGCCAGCAGAUGCACAUUGUAUAAUGCAAAAUGGUAUGCAGAUGACGAUCAAGAUUCCAGGCAAAAUAAUAAAAAAACCACAGGAAUUCUAUAAGUAUUGAACAUGAUAAAAUAAGUAAAAGCAGCAAGUUAAUGUACUCUUUAAUGUAUAUUUAAGAGGCUAUGGGGAUUGCAUAAGAAACAGAAUGAACAUGAAUUUGCACCAGAUAAGAGUGUAGAAUACUUUUCAAGUAAUAGUUUAGCUUGUUUCAAGGUUACUGAUAAUAAUGAAGAAGUGAAUAUGUAGCUGCUAAAUGUGAAUCUUUCUUUAGGAAUAAUUCUUGCCAUAUGAAGCAAUUAUGUGCUGAUGUACAUCAUAUGUUAUUACAUCCCCAUCUCCUGAAGUAUGGGUCCCAAUUUCAGAUUUUGUAUGGUAUUUGUGUGCAUAUUGUGAAAUUGAACAUACAUGUGUGUUGUCUCACCAGCUAUGUCACAUUGUGUGACCAUUCUGUUCCUGCAUGAUAUAUAGUAUACCAUUAAAAGUACAAUUUGUAGAUCUUGCAGCACAUAGCAAAUGUUAACCCAUUUGUGCCAAAUCGUCAUUCAGUAACAAUAAAUUAAGACAUGUAAUUUGGCACAUUACUGAACUACAGAUAGUAAAUCCUGAAUGAGAUGCUGUCAUGUUUGGUCAAGGUGCCUUUUCUGUAAUGUCCUCCAAUGUAUUACUGUGAUUAAUUCUUGAUACUUUAAUUAACUGUGUAUGUGUUUCUUUUUACACAAAGCAAAUUAUGUAAAUAAUAAAGUAAAUGGGAUAUUACAA
Messenger RNA from Schistocerca serialis cubense, 9200 nucleotides. RefSeq names its product RING finger protein 141-like. NCBI's taxonomy places the organism in Eukaryota, Metazoa, Arthropoda, Insecta, Orthoptera, Acrididae. Gene Ontology annotation, molecular function: ubiquitin-protein transferase activity. The coding region runs from base 87 to 878 and encodes 263 amino acids. The record is from RefSeq and is a predicted model, not a curated record. The transcript is spliced from 4 exons. Gene Ontology annotation, biological process: protein autoubiquitination.